AUGAGUUUGGACGUGUAUAAUUUAACUCCUAAGGAGUUAAAACACUUGAACUCCUCACUAUCAAACUAUAAAUCAAAUUGUCUGAUGAAAUUGCAUAAUUUGCAGAGGGUGAACCAUAACUUAAUAAUAGAAAAUAAUAAACUAAGGCAAAGCAUUAAAUACGGAAUCAAAUCAGUCACACCCAACACACUAACUACAGAGUCUACCAAUUCUACUCAAUCCUCUCAGUUUACACACAAAGGUUUGGAGAUACUUGUGGAGCCGAGGUCUGACGGUGUGUUGGUGAGUUUCAGGUGUGUGUUGAGUCCUUCUGAGGUGAGUGACUACUACAGCUGUAACUUUGAACAGUUACAGUACAGAGUAAUACUCACCGAAUGGCACAACAACAUCCUUCAAAACUCAUCCACACUCACAACCAAACACAACCAACUCACACUGAAAUCACUCACAGAGGGCUGGAGGUAUAUGAUAACAGUACACUUGGAAGGAAAUAACAAGACACUAUCUACGCAAACUGAAUUCACACACCAUACCACUCGAUCAACUGAAUCUACCGUGGAAUCUGUUAACUCGGGUAAACCCGUAAAACUGUGUAAUAUAGUAGACACAGUAGGGGAAAAAUCGGGUGUGAGAGAGUACAGAUUGAAUAUUGGACUUGAUGAGGGGGAGUAUUUGACGUGUAAAUUCAGUGACGCAGAUUUGGUGGAAGAAGUGGUUGACAAUUUCAUGAAGGAAAAUAAACUUAAAUCUUUUCUCAAAGAUUCCUUAACUCAAACUAUCAACGCCUUAAAAUCAUCACAAGAUUCCAUUAAAACCCUCGAUCUCACCGAUCUCAUCUGAUUCCAACCAUUAAUAUUAUCCUCA
Molecule: messenger RNA, 864 nt
Organism: Theileria parva strain Muguga
Lineage: Eukaryota; Apicomplexa; Aconoidasida; Piroplasmida; Theileriidae
Exons: 5
Coding region: 1-840 (279 amino acids)
Source: RefSeq, a predicted model, not a curated record